Molecule: messenger RNA, 5015 nt
Organism: Lampris incognitus (smalleye Pacific opah)
Lineage: Eukaryota; Metazoa; Chordata; Actinopteri; Lampriformes; Lampridae
Gene: fam13a
Product: family with sequence similarity 13 member A
Exons: 28
Coding region: 82-3630 (1182 amino acids)
Biological process (GO): signal transduction
Source: RefSeq, a predicted model, not a curated record
CGCAAAUGGGAGAGAUACAUACUUACAUACCUGCGCUGAUUUCGCCUUCAUCUUCUGUAGGGGCACCUAUGCUGUGCAAGAAUGGGGGCAGGAGCUCUGACCGUCUGUCACAACAAGGCAGCGGUGCAGGUCAAGGAGGACAUGAAGAAGAUAGCCCAGCUGCCCAUCCUCAGACCAUGGGCAGCAGAAGCCAAGGGCAACAGGCUGUUUGGGGUAUCCCUGUUGGAGCUGCAUGAGCUGGGGCUGGUGGCGGAUGGUGUUCCUCUUGUGGUGCGAAGAAUGGUGGAGCAUCUCCGCAAACAUGCUCUGCAUCAGGAGGGUCUGUUCAGAGUGAAUGGGAACGUGCGUGUGGUGGAGACCCUGAAACAGCGGCUCGAGAGUGGCGAAGAUGUGGACUUCCUCUCUGAAGCUGAUGUGUGUACCGUGGCCAGCCUGCUCAAACAGUACCUCAGAGACUUGCCCGAAGGUCUGGUCCAUUCAUCAGUCAAGGCAGCACUGAUACAGCAGCACCAAGAAUGGAGUGAGAGCAGCUGCUGGUCGGACCUCGGCGACCUGCUUCACCAGCUUCCAGACAUCCACUACAGUCUGCUCCGCUACCUUUGCCACUUCCUCACUGAGGUGGAGAGCCAUCACAAGGAAAACCGCAUGACCGCUUUUAACUUGGCAACAGUCUUUGGACCGAAUGUCUUCCAUGUGGCUCCUGGUUUCGAAGCAAUGCAGGAUCAAAAUGUCUGUAACAAGAUCAUUGCCAGACUCAUCCAGAAUUACAGCAGUAUUUUUGAGAGCGAUGUAGACAGACGAGACUACGUGGAAGAACUACCAACUCUCCUCAUCGUCAAAGAGGCGCACUUGACAGAUUCAGACACAAAGGAAUCACCCAGCACACCCAUUUCCAAGGGACCGACGCCAAUUCCCAGAAAGAAGGUUGGACACAAUGGCUCACCAGAUGACGCAGAUCCAUUUCCUAAAUUCUCCCCCAAAAAUCCAACAGCAAGGCCAAGGAAAAAUAAGGUGAGGAAGGGAACCAGUGACAGUGUACUGCAACUGAUACCUCAGCCAAGCAGCUCUGCUGGGCUGCCUCGCGUUAGACCGCUGCCCAUACCCAUACUGGAGACCCUGACCCCACAGCGGAGGAGCCCCAGCCCAGAGAAGAUGACGACAACUCCAUCAGCCCAGAGCUUGGCCUACCAGGACCUCCCACGAUCCAACUUUUCCUGUUUUCCCCCUGAUUUCAGUCCCUCAGUGAGCGUGGAUGCCCUGAACAGCUCCAAAGAAGAGGAGAGACCAAUAUCUCCUUUCUACAUGAGCACUCACCUGUCCCCCAUUCACUGCAGACCGGAUGUGGCAAACUUUCUGGACAGGACUAUACGGUCAGCCGUGGAGCAGCACCUCUUUGAUGUUAACCCCAUGGGAGACCAAAGCUUAGAGGACUCGGAGCUGUCCCCGUGCCCCCUGGUGAUGCCCACCGCACGACAAAGACGUCGCCACCGGAGAGAGCAGCAAGAGGAGGGCAGGACACGCCACCAAAGUAGCAGAGCGGCUGCCCUCAGAGCAGACUUCGACAAGGAGGAUAUCCCAUCCAUUGGUAGAGCUAGCAUUAGCACUGUUGACUUGCCAGGGGAGGACACAGACACUCAGCCCAGUAGAUCUAAACACAGUCCAAUGCUGGCACAAACCACUGACGUCCAGGAAGGCCAUGCGCUAACAGAAUGCCUCGGUAUGUCUAGUACAUGUGAGAGACCUGAAGAAAACGGCAUGGAGUCAAUAGAGAAAUGGAGGAACGAUUCAACAGAGGACGGCCUUCCUCCUCCACAGAACCUCCACUGGCUCCCUGUCCCACACUGGAUCCAAUUCAAAGUCCUUCUUCUCACUCACAAAGACCUCUAUAACCAGGCCCCCUCCUACCUCAUUGACCUGCUUCCCUACCAUACUCCUUCCCACAGCCUCCUCUCCUCUGAUGCCAACCUCCUGUCUCCACCUCACAGAACCAACAAACCUCCAUUCCUUGCUUCCUCUGCCCAACCUUCCUCCCCCCCUCCCCCUCCCUGCUGCGAACUACUCUUUCUUUUUCUCAUGGUUUUGCAGGCGUUAAGAAUGAAGAUCCAGGAGUCGCACGUUACCUGUGACACAGGGCGAGCCUGCAGCAGCGUGGUGCGCGGUUCGGACCUGGAAUGUGAGGAGGUUCCCCAACUGGACCUGACAGCACUGACUGAGGACAGCAACUGGGGAGAAUCUCCAUUUUUCAGCACCCCCUUCCUUGAUUUCAAAAGCAUUUUUCAGCAAAUUUAUUGCGAUGAACCAGUUCCUGCCAACUCAUCGUGGCAAAGGGAGAGCAUGGACCGUGAGGAGGCUCGACUGUCCCCUCAUGCUGGGGGACGUCUGAUACGUCAGCUCCUGGAGGAGGACAGUGACCCCAUGCUGUCCCCUCGUUUCUAUGCCUAUGGCCACUGCCAGCAGUACCUGGAUGACACGGAGGUGCCCCCCUCACCACCAAAUGCACACUCUUUUGUCAGUCGUAGGCGGAGUUCAUCCCUUGGCUCCUGUGAUGAGGAGAAAGAAGAGCUGACGGCAGCCCAGCUCUCAAAACGCAUCCAUGUACUUAAAAAGAAGAUCCGCAAGUUUGAGGAGAAAUUUGAAGAUGAGCGUAAAUACAGGCCUUCUCACAGCGAUAAAGUUGCAAACCCGGAGGUGCUAAGAUGGGUGAAUGAACUGGCCAGGCUUCGCAAAGAUCUAAAAGAGCACAAACUGUUGAAAUCCGAGGAGGAUCUACCUCCAGUAACUCGUCAGCGCAGCAACACACUGCCCAAGAGCUUUGGCUCUCAACUGGAGAAGAAGCCUGCUCAGGAGAAGGCGCCUCUUCCCCCUGUGGAGACCACCCUGGAGGUGGUCCUGAACAAGCUGCAGGAGAAGAGGAAUGAUCUUGGGCGCCCAGAGGACAUCAAGGAUAUGACACGGGAGCAGAUUGGAGCUGAGAAAGUGGCACUGCAGAAGGCUCUUUUAUACUAUGAGAGCAUACAUGGUAGACCAGUUACCAAGAGUGAAAGGCAAAUCAUGAAGCCUUUGUACGACAGAUACCGUCUGGUCAAGCAGAUCCUGUGCAGAGCCUCUACCAUCCCUGUUAUUGGCUCUCCCUCCAGCAAGCGUAGAGGGCCACUGCUUCAGCCCAUAAUCGAGGGCGAACCAGCGCUCUUCUUCGAUGACAUCAAGGAGGAGGAGGAUGGCUCUGAGGAUGAUGCUGAGUCAAAGACCGAGUUCACUGUCAGUGUCCGGCCCGACCUCAAUGUGCUGGGCUUCCUUGACCAACUGGAAGAAGACAUGGAUGGGUUCAUCUCACCUGUGGACGAACUCUCACCUUCCAGAAACACCACAGAUAUGAGGCUGUCCAACCUGCACUCUGCCACAACGCAGGAACUUGUGGAGCAACUCCAAGAGACCAGAGAGGAGAAGAAGAGAAUCCGCAAGAAUCUGAGGGAAUUCGAGGACCAGUUCUUUCGACAAAAUGGAAGAAAUGUGCAGAAGGAAGACCGUUCACCCUUAGCAGUAGAGUAUAAUGAAUACAAGCACGUUAAAGCCAAGUUACGGCUGCUGGAAGUCCUUAUCAGCAAAAGAGACUCAACAAAAUUCCUCUGAGAAAAUAAGCGCAGGACUCAAAAGAACUAAGGCUCAGACGCGAGAGAUGCAAGCCAUUUUUUCACCAGCUGCUGAAGAAAAUCACUCAAUCCAUAGAUGCACCUUGCCUCUGCAGGAACUCCACCAACUCCACCGUCCAUACCAUCCAAGCCUUGGACUUUUGGACACGCGUCUUCGAUGUUGUGUUAGUCUGCAGCGUUGAGCACAGUGGGGCUCAAUUCUGAAGCCCGGAGAUGGCGAUUGACCCAGCGUACCUUGCUUCUAACCUGACACAUUUAUUUCUGAACGACCUCAUCCUCGGUAAGAGGAAAUGUCUCAAGAUGUAGCCAACAAGAAACAUGUAUAAUCCAGAUUAACCCACAUUCUUAUCAACAAAGAAUUGAUCUGCUAUUACAAAUAAUUUAUUUCUCUCCUUUUUGGAAAUUUGUAUUGUAGGAAUAGAUGUUUUUAUCGGAACAGAAAUGUUAUUUUUAUUGUGUUUUAGAAGUCUUAAAAACCUGACUAUGAUAAUGAGUUUGAAAUCAUUGCUGUUUCUACAUGAGGACUUUGUAAUUGAGAAAUAUUGUUUUUGUAUUUUUGUAAGGGAGAGAGUAACCACACAUGUAACAACCAACUAAUCAGUUUAACAGUAUUCCGUAAGCAGGUGACUUUUUCAGUUGUAGUUUUUGUAGUAGAUGCCAUCAUAUAUUAUUACCACGCUGGCUGAAAUAAUGUUGUCGAAGGAAACACAUUCUUUUGUCUCCGUUGCUUUUGUGGCUUUUUUUUUUUUUUUUUUUUUUGGAGGUUAACCAUGAAACAUUUUUUGUGGAGUAUUCACUCUAAAAGAAUAAUUAAAACACAGCACAAGAUGUUUCCUAUUUUGUAUUAAUAUGAUCCAAAGACAUCUCAGAAUACAGAUGGCACGCCAAAGUAGAACUGAAGACCAUGAUGUUCAGUAGAGCUUAAUUUUUGUGAUCACUGAUAACCAAGUUAAUGCAUUUGACCGCCUGUAUAAUUUUGCAUCGUAUGUUUCCUAUGUACUUCAUGUAAAAUAAGCUAUUUCUUGUCUUGAAAUCACUGGCAUUCUUCUGAUCAACAUUGACAAGACAAAAAUAUUGUCUUGUGUGGAUGAAAGAAAAGGUUGAUAAUGCACAUCACGUAGCCAUCUGUAUUCCACGAGGCUGCUUUCUUUCAAGUCAUUGUCAAAGAUUGUUAUUUGUAAAUAUGGAUCACGGUCUAUGUUUAUCCAUCUGUGAGUUUUUCCCUUAAUUUCUCCAAAAUGGAUAAUGAACAGUGUGAAUUUUGUUUUAUUGAAUGUAAACACUGACAGACUUAAUUUGGGUGUGUACAUUUUAGUACAUAUAGUAUUUUGUAUAUAAUAUAAAAGCAAACUUAUUUUUGCUGAA